AUGACAGUAAUGUCAACAUCAGAGAACACAACAACUGCUAUCGUUCAUGAAGCCAUAAAUGAAGAAUACGAGUACAUACAAUAUAACAAACAACUUCGCCUCAUUCGUUCGGUCAAAGAUGACAUGUACCAAAUGCAAAGUAUAAUGAAUGCUCUUCGUUCUACAAAGCAAGCAUAUCAUUGGUUUGAAAACCAACAGACAAAAGAAAUUUUAGAAGAAUUUCCUCAUAUGAUUGCUUCCCUCGGAAAACCGAGAGAAGAGAUUCCGUAUGAAAAUUCCUGA
This is a messenger RNA of Trichomonas vaginalis G3, 282 nucleotides long. Its product is annotated as KilA, N-terminal/APSES-type HTH, DNA-binding family. The transcript has a single exon. Bases 1 to 282 code for a protein of 93 amino acids. NCBI's taxonomy places the organism in Eukaryota, Parabasalia, Trichomonadida, Trichomonadidae. The record is from RefSeq and is a predicted model, not a curated record.